Molecule: messenger RNA, 402 nt
Organism: Glycine soja
Lineage: Eukaryota; Viridiplantae; Streptophyta; Magnoliopsida; Fabales; Fabaceae
Exons: 4
Coding region: 1-402 (133 amino acids)
Source: RefSeq, a predicted model, not a curated record
AUGGUGUUCAUGGACCAAACGGGUGCAAAGAUUGGUGCCACUCUUUGGCAAGAACUGUUUCCUGAAUUUGAGGUAAUGUUGCAUUGUGGUUCUGCAUAUGUGAUUCAGAACAUUAAGGUUGUUGAAAAUCAUUCUAAAUACAAAGUGAGUAGGAUUCCAUUUUUGGUUUACUUGGUGAAAACUACUUCUGUGAAGGAGGCCAAACAUCCUAUGAUUCCUACUAAUGUCCAUGUUAUUACUCCAUUUGUUGAUAUUAUUGAUGGGGUAGCACCACGUGACACUUUAGUUAAUGUUGUUGGUGUUGUGGUCGAAGUCAUUGAGCAUAAAACAGUUAAUCCUACAUAUAGAGUUACAGUCAAGUUGAGGGAUAACAGUGAUGGGGAUAUGAUCUUGACCGUCUAG